Messenger RNA from Alternaria hordeiaustralica, 1605 nucleotides. RefSeq lists its product as uncharacterized. The transcript is spliced from 3 exons. Gene Ontology annotation, cellular component: nucleus. Gene Ontology annotation, biological process: aromatic amino acid catabolic process; positive regulation of transcription by RNA polymerase II. Gene Ontology annotation, molecular function: DNA-binding transcription factor activity, RNA polymerase II-specific. Lineage: Eukaryota; Fungi; Ascomycota; Dothideomycetes; Pleosporales; Pleosporaceae. The record is from RefSeq and is a predicted model, not a curated record. Bases 1 to 1605 code for a protein of 534 amino acids.
AUGUCGACGCCGUCACCAGAGACGCUGAAGACGUGGACGUCAUGUCGGUUCGUGCAGAUGGGCUGGUUCUCCGCACAUGAGGCGGUCACCUACGUUGAUCUAUUCUUCAAGAACUGCUCGCCAUUGUCGCCGAUACUGGGAGAAUUUUACUCUCAUCAUGAGAAUCACUAUACGCUCAUUGCGUUGGAUCCAUUCCUGUGCACUACCAUACUCAUGAUUUCAUCUAGGUACAACAUUCUUCCUGGUGUAGGCGGCGCAUCCAGAGGUUACUUUGUGCAUGACAGGCUUUGGGAGCAAUGCCAGCGCUUCAUCAUGAAGAUCAUGCUCGGACAAGUCAAGCCGUCGAAAGCGCAGAGUCGGACCAUUGGAUCUAUAGAGGCGCUUCUCUUGCUGUCCGAAUGGCAUCCUCGCGCGCUGCAUUUCCCCACUGCUGCUGAUGGCUGGGAUUGCGAGCUCAUGAUCGGCGCGAACAACACCACAGAGGAAGGCGCGAAGCUGUUGGAAGGUGACGUAACAUCCAAUCGAUGGCUUGAGGAUGUCAUCGAGCCGGCUAAACGUUCUGACCGUAUGUCAUGGAUGCUGAUGGGAUGCGCGCUGUCGUUAGCACAAGAGCUGGGUCUCUUCGAAGACAACGCUAGGAUCGACAAGGACCAAGUGUCUUACCCAAAGUUCACCACUGAGUACCUCAUCUUACGAAGGAUCAGAGCUCGGAAGCUACUAUAUGUUCUGCUCGAGCAGCUUUCAUGGAGGCUCGGUUGCACAUCGAUGAUCCCGCAGAGUCUUAAUCAUGCUCUGAUGGAGAAGAUACCAGUCGACUCCGCAACCGGUGCAGUCGAGCAGUGGCAGUCCUUCAUGAGCGCCUGGGUCGAACUCACCAAGCUCGCUCGCUCAAUCUCAGACACCAUCUACCCAAACACCGCCACGACACGAAGUUUACUACGCACUGGUCGCUACAUCGGGCUGUUGGAGCACUUUCAGCCAUUGCUAGUAUCGUGGCGUAAGAAGUAUCUCGACCCAUGCAAGCUCAAAGUCGGUCUCCACGACAUGCUCCACAUCGAAUACCAAUACGUCCGCAUUUACACCAACUCCCUCGGCAUGCAAGCCGUCGUCGAGCGUACACUCGCUGAAACCGAUCCCGAUGUGCCGCAGGAAGACAACCUCCCGUUCAACCUCGAGCCGCGAGACUACGACUUCAUCCAAGAAGUCGUCGACGGAAGCUGUCAGAUUCUGCAAAAGGUCUGUCAGCUUUCUGAAACGGGGGCGCUGCGGUACUCGCCUGUCAGGAUCUUCUUGCGGAUAACGACUAGCUCGAUCUACUUGAUCAAAGGGUUGAGCCUGGGUAGUAGGAAUGCCAAGUUGCAGAGUUGUUUGGAUAUCCUGGACGCGGCGAUCAGGGCUCUUCGUGCUAGUACCCUCGAUGACAUGCACCUCGCAUCCCGCUACGCCACUCUCCUCGACCUGCACGUCGCCCGCCUCCGCGAAUCCUUCGUCGUAUCCUCACGUACUUCCGCUCUCAAGACUGACACCGCCGAUAUCAUCGUCAACGUUGAGGAAGUGGAAUCGCUUCUCGUCCUCCUCACCCAUUUCCGAAUCGUCCUUCAGUAA